CCCGCUUCCGGCGCAGAGGUGAGAUUCCGCCGGCCCUGGCUGUAGUGAUGAUGUCAGCUCCGGUUGCCGUGUUGAGUCGGAAGUGGGAACCCUUUGGCCCCUGAGACUGUCGUGUCGUCGCUGCUGGCCCUUCAGGCCCUGCCCCACCCCCUAGGUCUGGAUGGAGGAUACCUUAAAGUGAAAUGACAGACCAGGAGAAUAACAACAACAUCUCAAGUAACCCCUUUGCUGCUCUUUUUGGCUCCCUGGCUGAUGCCAAACAGUUUGCAGCAAUCCAAAAAGAGCAGCUGAAGCAGCAAUCUGAUGAACUCCCAGCAAGCCCAGAUGACUCCGAUAAUAGUGUGUCAGAGAGCCUGGAUGAAUUUGAUUACUCUGUGGCUGAGAUCAGCCGUUCAUUCCGGUCACAGCAAGAAAUAUGUGAGCAACUCAACAUCAAUCACAUGAUCCAGAGAAUCUUCCUCAUCACUCUGGACAACAGUGAUCCAAGCAUGAAAAGUGGGAAUGGUAUCCCGAGCCGUUGUGUAUAUUUGGAAGAGAUGGCAGUAGAGCUAGAAGAUCAAGACUGGCUUGAUAUGAGCAAUGUUGAACAGGCCAUCUUCGCUCGCUUGUUACUUCAAGAUCCAGGAAACCAUUUGAUUAACAUGACUUCUUCUACAACAUUAAACCUCUCCGCCGAUCGAGAUGCAGGAGAGAGGCACAUUUUUUGUUACCUUUACUCCUGCUUCCAAAGAGCCAAGGAAGAGAUUACCAAAGUCCCAGAGAACCUGCUGCCCUUUGCAGUACAGUGCAGGAACCUCACUGUGUCUAAUACCCGAACAGUUCUCCUCACGCCAGAGAUCUAUGUUGACCAAAACAUCCAUGAGCAACUGGUAGAUUUGAUGUUGGAAGCCAUCCAAGGAGCUCAUUUUGAAGAUGUAACUGAGUUUCUAGAAGAGGUCAUUGAAGCCUUGAUAUUGGAUGAGGAAGUUCGAACAUUUCCUGAAGUCAUGAUUCCAGUGUUUGAUAUUUUGUUGGGCCGAAUUAAAGAUCUGGAGCUCUGCCAGAUCUUAUUGUAUGCAUAUCUGGAUGUUCUUCUCUAUUUCACUAGGCAAAAGGAUAUGGCAAAGGUUUUUGUAGAAUACAUUCAGCCCAAAGACCCUAGCAAUGGGCAGAUGUAUCAGAAGACCUUGCUGGGAGUCAUUCUGAAUAUCUCCUGCUUAUUAAAGACUCCGGGUGUGGUAGAAAAUCAUGGCUACUUCCUGAAUCCGUCUCGUUCCAGUCCUCAAGAGAUCAAAGUACAGGAGGCCAACAUCCAUCAGUUCAUGGCCCAGUUCCAUGAAAAGAUCUACCAGAUUCUGAAGAACUUGCUCCAGCUCUCUCCAGAAACCAAACACUGUAUCUUGUCCUGGCUUGGAAACUGUUUGCAUGCAAAUGCAGGCCGCACCAAGAUUUGGGCGAAUCAAAUGCCAGAAAUCUUCUUCCAGAUGUAUGCCUCAGAUGCCUUCUUUCUGAAUCUGGGUGCUGCCCUCCUGAAGCUGUGCCAGCCAUUUUGUAAACCUAGAUCCUCUCGGCUUCUCACCUUUAAUCCCACUUACUGUGCCCUGAAGGAGUUGAAUGAUGAAGAACGAAAAAUUAAAAAUGUACACAUGAGAGGUUUGGACAAAGAAACCUGUUUGAUUCCAGCUGUGCAGGAGCCGAAGUUUCCCCAGAACUACAAUCUUGUAACCGAGAACCUUGCCCUGACAGAGUAUACCUUGUACUUGGGAUUUCACAGGUUGCAUGAUCAGAUGGUAAAAAUCAACCAAAAUCUGCAUCGGCUGCAGGUUGCCUGGCGGGAUGCUCAGCAGAGUUCUAGCCCUGCUGCUGACAAUCUCCGUGAGCAGUUUGAACGACUGAUGACCAUCUAUCUUUCUACCAAGACUGCCAUGACUGAGCCGCAGAUGCUACAAAACUGCCUAAAUUUGCAGGUGUCGAUGGCUGUUCUUCUGGUUCAGCUGGCCAUAGGCAAUGAGGGCUCACAGCCAGUAGAGCUAACUUUUCCUUUGCCAGAUGGCUACAGCUCUUUGGCUUAUGUGCCAGAGUUUUUUGCGGAUAACCUGGGUGAUUUCCUCAUUUUUCUGCGCCGCUUUGCUGACGAUAUCUUGGAGACAUCAGCAGAUUCCCUGGAGCACGUCCUUCACUUUAUCACUAUUUUCACUGGAAGCAUAGAAAGAAUGAAGAAUCCACACCUAAGGGCCAAACUAGCUGAGGUGUUGGAAGCAGUGAUGCCUCACCUAGAUCAGACUCCAAAUCCCUUGAUGUCCAGUGUGUUCCAUCGGAAACGUGUGUUCUGUAACUUUACAUAUGCACCCCAGCUUGCGGAAGCUCUAAUCAAAGUUUUUGUGGACAUUGAGUUUACAGGAGACCCCCAUCAAUUUGAACAGAAGUUUAAUUACCGCCGCCCUAUGUAUCCCAUCCUAAGAUACAUGUGGGGGACAGAGUCCUAUCGGGAGAGCAUUAAGGAUUUGGCUGACUAUGCCUCUAAGAAUUUAGAAGCCAUGAAUCCCCCACUUUUCCUCCGCUUUCUUAACCUGCUAAUGAACGAUGCCAUCUUCCUUUUGGAUGAAGCCAUACAGUAUUUGAGCAAGAUAAAAAUUCAGCAAAUUGAGAAGGACCGAGGUGAAUGGGAUAGUCUAACCCCUGAAGCCCGCCGAGAAAAAGAGGCUGGCUUACAGAUGUUUGGGCAGCUGGCACGUUUCCAUAACAUCAUGUCCAAUGAAACAAUUGGUACCCUCGCCUUCCUAACAUCAGAAAUCAAAUCGCUCUUCGUUCAUCCGUUCCUAGCUGAGCGCAUCAUCUCCAUGCUGAACUACUUCCUGCAGCACCUGGUUGGCCCCAAGAUGGGUGCCUUAAAAGUGAAGGACUUCAGUGAAUUUGACUUCAAACCCCAGCAGCUUGUAUCGGAUAUCUGCACUAUCUACCUAAAUCUUGGGGAUGAGGAAAAUUUCUGUGCUACUGUGCCCAAAGAUGGACGUUCCUAUUCCCCAACUCUCUUUGCACAGACAGUACGAGUCCUGAAAAAAAUAAAUAAGCCUGGGAAUAUGAUAGUGGCUUUCAGCAACUUGGCAGAGAGAAUAAAGUCUCUUGCAGAUCUCCAGCAGCAGGAAGAGGAGACCUACGCAGAUGCCUGUGAUGAGUUCCUGGAUCCCAUCAUGAGCACACUGAUGUCUGAUCCUGUGGUGCUGCCAUCUUCCAGAGUCACUGUGGAUAGGUCCACCAUUGCCAGACAUUUGCUCAGUGACCAAACAGAUCCUUUUAACCGUAGUCCCCUCACCAUGGACCAGAUCCGGCCAAACACUGAACUGAAAGAAAAAAUUCAACGAUGGCUUGCGGAAAGGAAACAACAAAAGGAGCAACUUGAAUAAAUACUGUGAACUAAACAAACCAAAAGGCAACCCCAAGUGUAGAUAAACGAUUGUUCUUGAUCUCCCUCUUUUUGGUUCUGUUCCUUUCUUUUCCUUUUUUUUCCCCUUCACCAAAUUAGGGAACUACUAUUGCUCAAAUUAUGAUAAUUAAGAUUCCUAAGAACAGCUGAGCAUGGUAGUGGAUGCCUGUAAUCCCAGCACUUGCCUGUAAUCCCAGCCUGAGGCAGGAGUAUCACUGUGAGUUCAGGCCUGCCUGAACUGCAUAGUGAGAUCCUGUCUAAAAAAGACAAAAAAAAAGAAAGAUUCCUAAGGAUCUUGUCAGUGCUCCCCUGGCUUGCAGGAAAUUACACUUUCUUAUAGUGUCACCAAGUUUAGAAACCACCACUAAUUUUCAGCUUUUAUUAUAUUUUUAAGUCUAGUGUCACAUAUUUUCAAUGACAGCUGCUAAGUCUGCAUAUUUACUAGUCCUCAUAAACUGGACUUAAACCCUUGUUACAGUUUUAAAAUGUUACGGAAUAACUUUUCACAUAAAAGCAAAUGUUUAUGUUUGUGUAGACUUUUUGAAUAAUAGGUAAGUUUUUUUUUUUUUUUAAAUCUGCUGCUUCUGUUGGUAGCUAAUUUUGUGUUAUAACUCAGAAAUAUCAGACACUUUCUCAUGAGGUUGUGACCACCAAAAAUGUAGCCCUGCAGUCUUUUCAUGAGGAUUAGUAGUGACAAAUCUGCAAUAUUGACACUUUAGUCAGAAAAAAUUCUGGGGUAAAGGAAUAAAUAGGAAGCUAUUGAGCAUUUUUUCUCUUAUGAAAAAUCUGUUGCUACAAAGAGUAGGCCUGAGCAGAAAACUUAGGCAACAAAUAUUGUUACCAUGAAAAAUGUCAUCUUAAGACACUAAUAUCAGUAGUAUAUCUCAGUGUGUAUUAUGUGUAUAUACAUACACACACCAUGUGCUUUUUUAUAUUGGUCUAGUGUAAACUAAGUACCACUUUAUAGUAUCUCUUCAUGGUAAGAAUGUAAACAGUGUGUGGCUAUGCUUACAUACUCAUUCUAGACAAUAAAAUUCUGAGACUAUAAAA
Chinchilla lanigera (long-tailed chinchilla) is the source of this 4453-nucleotide messenger RNA. RefSeq names its product ubiquitination factor E4A (gene Ube4a). The record is from RefSeq and is a predicted model, not a curated record. Gene Ontology annotation, molecular function: ubiquitin-ubiquitin ligase activity. Lineage: Eukaryota; Metazoa; Chordata; Mammalia; Rodentia; Chinchillidae. Gene Ontology annotation, cellular component: ubiquitin ligase complex; cytoplasm; nucleus. The coding region runs from base 183 to 3383 and encodes 1066 amino acids. The transcript has 20 exons. Gene Ontology annotation, biological process: protein polyubiquitination.